UUCCUUUAUAUUCCUCUUGACCAAAACCAGCAUGCCACUGUGCGGAUACGCCACGCAGACAGCAAAGAAGAAGACUUCGCGACUUAAGUUCGAGAACUGUUUCAUCGCAAGAUAGUUGUACUAUUCCCAGAUUAUAAAAUUACGAUUAACUUCAUCCGUUUAGCAUAUUUACGAACGCAGCCUGAUCAUUGACCAACCCAUCAGAGAGGGUAGGGCUUUCGGGUCACUAUCACCAUCAUCGAGACGAAGAGGAUAAGAAGACGGCGUACGAGGGAGGCCGUGUCACGCUUCGUUUCUCGCGUACGAGUCGCACGACCACGUCUUCUGCAGCCGUCUACACACUCGAAGGCCGAAAGCAAGCACACAUGGGCCUCUGCAACAAGAAGCCCGAGGAAGAGGACGUUGAUACGGGCCUAACGCGCACCGAAGCCAGGCUGCUGCGCAAGACAUGGCAGUACUACUGUCUUCACAACCGCGACUACGGGUACAUCAUCUUCCUCUCGUUCUUCAUCAAGACGCGUGGAGCCCUGCAGAUGUUCCAGCGGUUCCGACACAAGCCCCUCGGAGAGCUCCCCGACGACCCGCAGUUCCGAGCGCACGCCGCCGCCGUGACCUUCCAGCUGACCUCCAUGGUGGACAACGCAGACGACGCCGUGCUCCUGGAGGCACUGAUCCGCAAGAACGCGAAGGCGCACACCGAGCGGCAGGGCGUGAUGCCCGACCACUUCCGCAUGCUCGGAAGGACGGUGGUCGAGGUGCUGCACACCAGGCACGAGACGAACAUGACACCGAUCGCCGUUCUCGCCUGGGAGAAGCUAUUCGAGUACAUGGUGAGGAUCACGAAGCAGGUGUACGAGGAACAGAAGAUUGAGAUCAAGUCACUGGACGUCGACGGCUUUAUCAGGGAGCCAGACGCCGACGUUAAGGAAGGUGCGACCGGGGGUCGAUCCAGCGGCUCCACGACGCCGCAGUUGCGCGGCAAGCGGUCUCCAAAGGCUCUGCAGUCGCCUGCGGAGAGCAACCGCAGCACCCCCAAGGGCGGCAAGUCGCCGGCGACCGUCACACCGAAGGGAGGCCCGUCUCCCGCCAGGGUGCACGCUGACAAGUCGCCGGCCAAGAGCCCCCAGCCGCCCGCGACGCCGAAAAAAGAGUAGCUUAGAUAUAUCGACCUCGCGCGUAUGUGUUAGAAAUGUGUUAAUGCAACCGGCUGCACGUCCGAUUUCGUGCGCCUUUGGCGUAAGAGUCCGUAUGUAAACAGCAAAAUAAAGACGU
This is a messenger RNA of Dermacentor albipictus, 1272 nucleotides long. RefSeq names its product cytoglobin-1-like. The record is from RefSeq and is a predicted model, not a curated record. Gene Ontology annotation, molecular function: oxygen binding; heme binding. NCBI's taxonomy places the organism in Eukaryota, Metazoa, Arthropoda, Arachnida, Ixodida, Ixodidae.